AUGAGCUCGUUCCGUCUUCGUAUUGCCAACGCGCGCCAGAUCGUUCAAGUUUGUGCGAACGGCGAGCCGUUUAAGACCGGCGCGGCCCAAAAGGAUCUGGCUGUGCUCGAGAAUGCGUCACUUGUCGUGGACAAGGCAGGUAAGAUCGCCUUCGUUGGUCCUGCCGCUGACGUAGAGAAGUGGCUGAGCACGCAGCUGCAGCCCGUGAGCUUUGAGAAGGACGUGGACGCUCGUGACAUGGUCGUACUGCCGGGUUUUGUGGAUGCGCACACGCACCCAGUGUGGAGCGGCAACCGUGUCAACGAGUUUGCCAUGAAGCUGGCUGGCGCUACCUACAUGGAAGUUCACGAGAGCGGCGGCGGCAUCAACAACACGGUGCGUCACACCAAGAAGAGUUCAGAAACUGAGCUGUUGGAGCUGCUGCGUACGCGACUAGACCGCAUGUUGCGUAGCGGUACGACGCUUAUCGAAGCGAAGAGCGGAUACGGUCUCGAGACUGACACUGAGCUCAAGAUGCUGCGUGUUUUACACUCCGCAUCGACGGGUGACAACGCACACCCUGUGGAGAUCGUGUCCAACUACCUGGGUGGUCACUCGGUUCCUGACGGCAUGACUGCUGCUGAGGCCACGGAGGAUAUCAUCACGAAGCAGAUUCCUGCUCUUGUGCAGGCCAAGAAGGACGGCACCAUCUCGCCCGAAUUCAUCGACGUGUUCUGCGAGAAGGGUGUGUUCGAGCACAACGACUCUCACCGUAUUCUAGAGGCAGGCAAGAAGGCGGGAUUGGACAUUAACUUCCACGGUGAUGAGAUGUGUCCGAUGCAGUCCGGUACCUUGGCGGCAACUCUGGGCGCCCGUGCAAUCUCGCACUGUGAGAUGCUGACUGCUGAGGAUCUUCAGGCUAUGGCAGCGCACAAGCCAGAGCCUGUAUUCGCCGUGCUUCUGCCUACUACCAAGUAUAUCCUGAAGCUGCCCAAUCCGCCAGCACGCGACAUGAUCGCUGCCGGUGUUCCUGUUGCUCUGGGCAGUGACUACAACCCGAACGCUCAUUGCCUUUCCAUGGCACUGACCAUGAACAUGGCAUGUGUGCUGUUCGGUAUGACCAUGAAGGAGGCUCUUGUAGGCGCCACCAUCAACGCCGCUGCCUCCAUCAACCGGUCGGCUACUCACGGCAGUCUCGAGGUCGGCAAGCAGGGCGACUUGGUCCUGAUGCGUGCUACGCAGUGGGAGCAGAUCAUCUACGAAAUGGGCGACCCUCCUAUUGAACACGUAGUGAAGAAGGGAGUUGUCUACACGAAGUAG
Molecule: messenger RNA, 1299 nt
Organism: Phytophthora infestans T30-4
Lineage: Eukaryota; Oomycota; Peronosporomycetes; Peronosporales; Peronosporaceae
Product: metalloprotease family M38, putative
Exons: 1
Coding region: 1-1299 (432 amino acids)
Cellular component (GO): cytoplasm
Molecular function (GO): imidazolonepropionase activity
Source: RefSeq, a predicted model, not a curated record